CACCAAGGUAACAGAGCACGACUUUAUAUCGCACUUUUCGAACCUCAACAGUGUUUGUCUAUCCUUGCACAGAUGGCAUUUACUCUGCGCGUGUUGUUCCUCCUUUGUGGUAUCAGCGGACUGUUUACCGGCGCUUUGUCUGACGACAGCAAAAAGGACGAUAACUGCUGCCCCAAGGAUUGGACUCGAUUGAAUAACCACUGUUACAUCGUCAGAAGUGAUCCCAGGGAUUUUGCAGAUUCGGAGGAAGUCUGCCAACUCACCCAUGGCAAUCUGGCCUCAGUCACCAGCGCUGUGAAGAAUGUGGUUGUCUACCAACUGGUUUUGGAACAAAGUUUGACCGAUGCAUGGAUUGGAUUCCAUGAUGCCCUGGCGAACGGCGAUUUUCUUUGGACCGACGGCAGCGCCCCUGAUGCCUUUACUAACUUUGUCGGAGGUGCGCCUGCUGACAUGGGAGACUGUGUGAUUAUCACUACAGCCGGCGAGUGGUCUGACGUGGCCUGCACCGAGGAGCAUCCAUAUGUAUGCGUCACAGACGCUUGCUGCCACUAACCCACACGUAUAUCUGUGGGUUGACAAUGAAAUCUUCUUUUCUUCUUCUACAUGGCAUGACGGUCAGUCAAACACGUUGGGAACUUCAUCCCACGUGAAAUAAAAAAGACAUUGUGAGCAUUCAAA
This is a messenger RNA of Nerophis ophidion (straightnose pipefish), 678 nucleotides long. Its product is annotated as echinoidin-like. The coding region runs from base 73 to 552 and encodes 159 amino acids. The transcript is spliced from 7 exons. Gene Ontology annotation, molecular function: signaling receptor activity. Lineage: Eukaryota; Metazoa; Chordata; Actinopteri; Syngnathiformes; Syngnathidae. The record is from RefSeq and is a predicted model, not a curated record.